CACUGAUCUGUUGAUCAGUGUUAAAGUUGAUUGUUUAAAACAACAAAUUCUUUUUAUCCAAGAUUAUAGGCUUUCAAUAAGAAUUAAGCUUAAAUAGAAACAAAUGGGACAAAAUCAGACGGAUUUGUAAAAAUUAAGCCCACACAAUCUGACUCUACCACUUUCGUGUCAAAGCGCAAUCUUCAAAUUCUUACGCUACGAUUGACGCGUAUCGUGCGGCUAGCCUCAUUUUGGAAACUUUUCACAUUUGAAGCUAUCUCUUCAGUGAAGAUCUUCACUUAUUCAUCACUUAUAAUAUUGUAAGUUUUCAGAUGGAAAUUUCGGAAAGCACUACUUCAACGCCGUCGAGUAUCCCCGUGCUGUCGCUUGUUAAAUCAGCGCAACAACAACAUGGUUUACGUCAUGGUGACUAUCAACGUUAUCAUCAGUAUAUUUCCCGUAAACUCAGGAGAAUGAGAAAAUCACUACAUUUUCAGCAAGGGAAUCGAUCAAAGGUUGUCCCUAAAAAGUUAACUCCGGAUGUCGUGACAGAUCCACGUUUCAUUAUUUUAGCAGUCUUUGAAAUCGAACGAUCAUGGGCAUACGCUAUGCAAUUAAAAGCUGAGUCAAGCACAGAAAUUCGCAAGCGUUUCCAGAUGUGUUCUCGACUUCGUAAAGCUGUUGCACGUGCUGAACUUUUAUGUAAUAUGGAAGAUGAUUUGUCCUUGUUAGAUGUACAAACUAAACUUGAAUUGCGGGCAUACAAGCAAUGGAUUCGUGGAAUUUUAUUUUUUGAACUACAGAAUUGGGCCGUAGCCAAGGAACAUCUAGAAUCAGCUCAAGCUAUUUAUAAUGUUUUACUUCAAAUGGUAGAUGAAGACAACCAAGCUGUUUAUAAAUCUCGAAUUGAUGAUCUUUUACCUCAAAUUCGUUACUGUGCGCAUUCAAUUGGGGAUGAGACAGCAGCUACAGAUUUACAACGUAUGCGUAAUCAAGCACCUGAUAGUCUAACACUUUUGUCGGAACUUCAGUUAGAUCAACUUCUUAGUCAAGCUCGUUCCAGACAAGCUAGUCAAGUCAGUGAAGUUGAUUGGUUGGGGAUUUCGAUUCCAGUAAAGUCAGAAAAGGCGAAAAUUGCUAUUUUAACGGUUCAGGAAUCUAAGUCAGAACUCGAAAAAGCAGAAACUUUCCAAGCUAAAUUAUCUAUCUAUGAAUCUGUUUUAAAAUCGUGUGUUGAAGCAAUAACAUCUAUCAGGGAUGAGCUACGUACUGCAGUAGCAUCCGAGCCAUCAGUUUCUGGAGAUAAAAAUACAGCUGCUGUUGUGGCUUCUACUAAAUAUGGUCAAACUCUAGGUUCUGAAAAGGUUUCACGACUCCAGCUUUUGUAUACUUAUUUACAAUAUUUGAAAUUAGCAAAGACGAUUGAUCGGACACUGUUGCAUAUUGAAACUACUAUUUCCAACCUAGUAGAGGGAAGUCACAAACGAAAUCAACUUGCUACUAGUGCUUAUCCUAAACCACAAGAACUAUCUCGUUUGUAUGAUACGUUGGUACAAAAUUUUCAAGAGAUCAUUUCUCUACCAUGUCUGAUACAAGAUCAUAUUGGUUUAAAGGAUUUAUUGUAUGCUAAAAUGCUAUCUUAUCGUAGUUAUCGGUGCUAUUAUUUGGCUCUCGCUUAUAACUGCAGUAAAAAAUAUGUUGAAUGCUCCGCUCUUCUCACGAGGGCUAUACAACAUGCUGAAAAAGCAAUUACAUCUCUUAAGCGCGCCACUUCAACCUGGACUAAAGCUGAAGAAUGUAUCGCACCUGGACCUGGUCCUGAUGCCUUAUCAAUAUCUCUUCAAUCUCUUAUAUUACAGGCUGAAUCAGAAGAUUUUACUUGCAAAGCAGCCUCAAUGCUUAAUACAGUAGAGGAAAGCGAGUCAGUGUCGUUUACCCCCCUUUCUGAUACCACAGGGGUGGAUGGUUCACGAAAAACACUGAUUGAUCGCUUGGAUAUUUACGCCGACGAAAAAUCUGUUGAGAAGUCAUUCAGUAACUUUGUUUAUCCCUUUGUUCAUAUGCCUCCUACGUUUCGUCCUGUCCCUGUAAAACCAAUCUUCUUCGACCUUGCUUUAAACCAUAUUAAUUUUCCAUCUUUGGAUGACAAAAUUGGUCUGAAGACUAGUACAUCUAAGUCUUCUGGUCUUACAGGUCUUAUGCGUGGAUGGCUGUGGCGGGGAUCGGAGCCCACAGAAUCUUAAACCCAGUAUUUUGACACUUCUUUUUUGUUUCCGUUUUCAUAUAGCUAUUGGUAUUGAAUUAUUGAUUUUUGUGUACUGUAGGGUGUGUUAUAUGUUUUCAUCAACAUAUUCUUCUUUCAUACCAUAAAAUGGACUGGUCCUCAAUAAUAAUAUUACUUGACUUGUAACUUUCUCCAUUUUCACGUGGCAAGGGUCUAUAUAUUGGUAUUUGUUCCGUUCCUCUGUGACGCCUUUAGGCGCGUUUUCGUGACUUUUGUACAUAUAGUUAGUGGACAGCUGUUUAUACAGAAACAUUUAUAGAUUUGGAUACACUGAUGUUUAAAUAACCCACUAGCAGUAAACAGGUCAUAGUGAUGCUUCCCGCUUAAGUGUAUAUAUUUUUGAGAUUAAUUUGUUUCUGCCUAUAAAACACCUAAAUAAUAUUAUUGUUCAUGCUAAUUGUAGCACUUAUUACAGCG
Schistosoma turkestanicum is the source of this 2680-nucleotide messenger RNA. Lineage: Eukaryota; Metazoa; Platyhelminthes; Trematoda; Strigeidida; Schistosomatidae. The record is from the annotation of a GenBank genome assembly.